AUGCUUGAUGGCUGUCUUGUUUUCCCAUCGCAACCUUUGCAAAUCUGUAAAACAGGACAUGUUCUUUCUACUACUCAAGAGUCUGUGUCAAUUACUCCAUACCUGUUUAGCGAUCGUCUUUCUAAAAAGAUCAAGUCGUAUUCAGCAAUCCAUUUGGAUCAGUUUUUGAAUGGAUUUGCCACUCUCAUGGAUACCACCGACUCGCUGAUUGGCAUACUUUCUAGUGUGAAGCAAGUAAAAAAUGGCAGUGAUUCUUUAGCUUCAAAUGAUACUGCGAUUGGGAGUAUGCAACAAAACACUCUUGCUCGUAUGCUACUCAAUAUUCAUUCUCUCCAACCAUGCAUAUCUCAGUUACUAUUGGAGAAACUUGCCGAGUUUUCAAUAAUGAGUGGCAAAAAUAUUCCCAAGAUGCUCAUCAAACAACUCAGCUGGCUUGACUAUAUUGUGAAACCAUCUGAAAUGAUUGAAAAAAUUAUAGAAAUUCUUCCUGUUCUAGUUUAUGAUGUUCAAACAGAUUUGAUCAGCAGUCUACCAGAAAUCGCAGUGGAUAGCGAGCAUCAGCGUAUCUCACUUUAUCUCAUUGAGCUUAUGGCUCAAAAACUUGAACUUACUCAAACUAUUCUUGAUACGCUCAUCAGUUUUUCAAUGGAUGACACAACUCUCAUUGCCGCGCGAGAUGCAUGCCUUGAUAAACUGGAUUCUGCGGAUUUGGACACACUUCCUAUUAUUGUCCGAUUUUUACUUAAUAUAGCCACAGUAGACUCGGCACAAACUGUUAUCAGUCAAAUACGCGCUAAUUUGAAUAUGGAUCAAAUUGCUCAAGAUUUAAAAAAAGAAACGCUUGAUAUUGAGCAAGGACGAUCUAAAGGUAAAAAGCCAGAUCGAUCACCACAGGCCUUGAUACUAGAAAGUAUUCGUACUUCAUUUCAAACUCGACCUUUUCUUCAAGAUUCAUGGAUUCGCGUGAUAUUUGAUGUCGAUUUUGUGAAAAAUAUGCUUCGAUCUCUUGAUUUUUUAGUUAUGAUUAUUAUUUAUUCGCUUUCUACGUCUCAUCGAAAGCGAGCACAGUUGCUGCUAAAAAAGAAGGCACUUUCUGGCGAUCUUACACCAUCUAUUGUACGGAAAACUAUAUCGGGUCAUGGAAGCAGUAUUUCAAGCACGUUAUUGGAUUACUGGCGACUCACAUUGGCACUGGAAUCAUAUCCUUUUUGUAUCAGUUUGAGUGUUUUGUUAGAACUCACUAGCAUUGAGCCACAAAAUGUAGCACCAUUUUCCAUUUUUAUCAAAAGCAUUCUUGAUCAUCUAGAUAAACUUAGUGUUUCAAAUGUGCGACGGUUUUUUGAAGUUCUAUCCAACUUGGCAGUAGUGAGCGACAACGAGUUGUUUGACACAUCUGCGUCAAGCAUGGUUAUUAUGGCAGAGUCGUCUAUUUUGACCGAUCUUCAUAUUGUAAUCCGAAAAUAUCUAGGCAGUGCAAAUUGCACUUAUAAGCAAAUUGGUGUUCUUGGAUCGGCAGUUCUUAUUCAGAAACUUGCCGAGAAGAAUAGCAUGACGCCCCAUACACUUUCUCAAGCACAGAAGAUUUUUGAAACCACAAUCACGAGCUGCCGACAAAGCAUGUCUUGUCUUGGAACAGUAUUUGAUGAGAUUGCGUUCUUGGUGUCUCAGAACAAGCUUCACAUUGAUUUCAUAUCGUGGCUUCGAGAGCUUAUCAAUGAUAGUUUUCUUGAUAUCUUUGUACUGGAUGACGAGGAGAUGAAACUUUGCGCUGAUAAAAUUGAGACUUUGAGCAGCGAUUUUCCUAGACUUGUUGUUAAAUCGACUUUAUGGAUGGAACUCGAGAAUUGUGAAGGAGGACUGAAUAUUUAUCCGUUGGCAUUGCGAUUGAUUCGAGGUCUUCCCGACGAUUUAAAAGAUACACGACCGCUUGCCGGAAUUUUAGAUUUCUCGAAUGAGAAAAAUUUGAUUGCACUCUUAUGCUCGCAAUUUAAACUCUGGCAAACCUGUGAAACAGCAACCACUGGUAUCAAUGGCAGUUUUACGCUCAAUGUUGAAUAUGACCAGACGGCAAGACAUGCGUUAUGCACUACUUUAUUUCAGGCUCUAAAUCUAUUUCGAGAGCUUUUAAACUGCUUUGGGUUUGUAUCUGAAAAGGCAACUAUGCGAUUUUGCCUUUUGCGAGUUCGUCAUAUAAUGGUGUUGGAAAAAUAUCUUGUAUCAAUUCUUGCAAGCCUUCCUGGAUGGAUUCCUCCCAAUCUUUUAGAGGAAAAUAUUGACAGCGGAUUCAAUUCACAAUCUUUGCCAGAAACGGUGUUUGUGAGCUCAGCCACUAUUUCUCUUAUGAAGGAAACAUCUAUGACGCUGACUCAAAAUGGAAGUCAAGUUACGACCAAGAAUCGAAAGAGUGCAAGAAAUGGACGCACUUCCAAACUGCUAUCGAGUAGUGCAAAGAGAUUUGACAUUCCUUUAAUCUGGGAAUUGAAAGAUUUACGGCCACUGAUGCGCGAACUCGAACUUGGUGUAUUUAGUAUUCUUGCAUUUUGCGAAGAUAUGGGCGAAGCCAAACUAGAUUUUAACGAGCUCGAGUUUCUACUUUCCGAUCUGCUGGUUAAAGUUGAAUUUCAGUUUGGUCCCAAAGGACUAUCUAGUUUACGUCAAUCAUCCCAGACUCGUGCGAGCGUUGAACUGUUAACCCGAAUAUCUGUUCGAAAUGUGUUUUCUAAACUUGUUCUCAUUCUACCAGGAAUUUGUAAAACUUUGGAAAGUACCGGAAAAGAAAUUUGUAAUAUGAUUGCAGACGAAGAUUCGACAUUUGGUGUUGUGGAUCAAUCUAUGCUCAACUGCUUUGACCUUAUUAUAAAAUGCUUGGCAAUACUACUCAAAUGGCCUGGAUUUACUGAUCCAGCAUUACAUGAUGAUCGAAUGAACUUUCUUCAAGUUCUUGCAAGUAGAACACUCAUACAGGAAAAUCCAAAUCUUCAAGCUACUCAAGAUCAGUUAGUUAUAGGUGCUUUUGACUACAUUGUGCGGUUUGAGAAAUGCCUUGUUACUGGAGAAGCUGCAUCUGGACUUGGACACCUUUUAGCUGCGCUUUAUAAUCUGGUACCGCACUCUGAUAUCGUGUUGGGAAAACUCCGAUAUCUGUCUAAUGUGUUUGUCAACCAGUAUUGGAAAGAUAAAUCCAGCAUGAAGCCUGAAACACUUGUUUAUUUGAUUCAGCAACAGAUUAACAUGGCAGCUGAUCCACUGGCCAUCACGGAAGAAUAUUUUGCAAAGGCGUUCAAGGCAAUCUCUGAAGGUGAUGAAGAGGUUUUGGUAGAUUUCCCACUACUUACAAGAGUCACGUUUAUAUCGUUUUUCAAGGCUGCGUUCACAGGACUUUGUCAGCAAGUGGCUCAGUUUUCAGGUAGAGGCCAAACGCAAUACAGCGAAAGCGAAGUCACUAUCUCCAGAUUCUCAACAUGCUUUUCAUUGGCAAUCACACUUGUGCGAAAAUUUGAGCAACCCCCGUUUAUUUCUGUAAUUCUCAAAAAAAGUCGAGUGUUUCUUUUGGCAUACAUUAAACGUGUAUUGCCUGUUCUCACUCGCGAAUUCAAAACAUACAAGGAGGAAAUCAUACAGAUUUUACGUAUGGUGCAAACGGGUACCCGCAUUUUGCAAUCGGUAUGCAGCGAAACAAAGGUAUCAAAAGAUACGAAUCUUGCAGCUUCAGUGCCGCCUCUAAGAAAAGUCAUGGAAUUGUUUUUAUACGAGAUCAAGAAACUCUUGGCUGAUAACAAUAGUCUGCAAGCUUUCUCCAUUGGAAAUUUGAAGCAUCGGGAUAUUUCUGGUGGAUUGAUUUCAUCUCAAAUUCCUACUUUAGUGGAGCCUGAUGACGAUUCAACCGAUCAGCAAGAGUUGGAUGAUAUCGAAGACGAAAGAAUGUCUGAUUUAGACGUGCAAUUGGAGACUGAGCAAGCUACACCUUUAAACAAAGCAGCAAAAACAACUCAACGGUCAAAGGAUGCUGAGAUUUCCAAGUCAUCAAAGCCUAAAAAUUCUCGUGCAGUUUCCCAGAAAAAAAAGCAACAGCCAGUGUCAACAAGUGACAAAAGGCAUUCUACUGAAACAGGAUCAAAAAAGCGGCGGCUAGCAAAGAGAUCCAUGCCAGACGUAGCUGCAGAACACACAGCUACUGAAGAGGAGUAUGACGAAGAACCCAGGGAAAAAGAGCAAGAUCCGUUGCAAACCCGGAAAUUAUCCGAGGAUAUUGUAGCAGAUUAUAGCUCGGACAAAAACUCAGAGUCAAAUACUAGUACAAAGUGUCGUAAGAGUAAUGGUGGUCAAAGAUCCAACAGACGCGUUGAACAGACAGUUUUGGGUCGAAACGAAUCGAUGAAUUUAUUUGAGCCAUGCGAGGGCUUAGAUACAGAGGCUUUACAAUUGGAAUCUGCUGUUUCUAAUGAUGAAGAAACAUCUCCAGAGUUGAACUCUUUGAUUUCAGCAGCACCCGUACCUGCCUACACAUCCACGAUCGCACCACAACAAAUUCGACGAAUUGGACUUGCUCGUCGUCGUUUAGUUGGAGGAACAAUCCCAUCAACAACAGGUGCAUCUACAACCCUUUCUAGCUCGUUUAAAACGAAUCCGCUACCUAAUUUACCGAUGACUGAUUCUUUAUCCCAGCCACGAACUAAAACAGUGGUAAAUACCGAAGGAUUUGGUCAAGGCGUACUUGCACAACCACCUGAACAAUUGAGAGCCAAGCGACUUGGAGUGAGUCGACGUCCCGGUAUAAAACCGUUCGAUCAGCCUAUUAUUUUGUCGCAAUCACUUUCCAAGAAAUUACCGAGCCCAUCUUUUUCCCAAGAUCAAGCUUUGCUUGACAAUGAUGACGACAAUAUGAGCAAUGGUAUUAGCAGCCAGUUGCUAAACAAUAUAGAUAUGUCACAAUCUGAACUCGAUGAUGAGGAGGACGAUACGAUGUAUCUGGGAAAUACAGAGUCUAUCAAUGCUGACAGUGCAUCACACAAGCGGAAAAAGGGUUUCAGCAAAACCGUGACAACAUCAUCCAAAUCAGCCGGGUCAUACCGCACCUUUAAGCGAAAAAGUGUGAUUGUAGAGUCUGAAACAGACGAAUCUAUGAUUGAAAACUCUGAAGAUACAGAUCUGGAUGGAUUUAUUGUUAAUGAUGAGUCCAGUGGUGAGGAAAUGGGAUUGGAGAUGGAUGAUGAUGUGGAUGAUGGUCCAUAUAUUUGAUUAGCAAGCCAUGAAAUAAACACUAUCUAGCCC
Molecule: messenger RNA, 5271 nt
Organism: Batrachochytrium dendrobatidis JAM81
Lineage: Eukaryota; Fungi; Chytridiomycota; Chytridiomycetes; Rhizophydiales
Exons: 24
Coding region: 1-5238 (1745 amino acids)
Biological process (GO): double-strand break repair involved in meiotic recombination; mitotic intra-S DNA damage checkpoint signaling; interstrand cross-link repair
Cellular component (GO): condensed chromosome; nucleus
Molecular function (GO): DNA polymerase binding
Source: RefSeq, a predicted model, not a curated record